AGCACAGGGUGUAUAGGUGUGUACCACCACACUCCAUUCUGCCAGGUUUUUGUCUUGUUUGUUGAGACAGGCUCUCACAAGCUAGCCUUGACUAGCCCAGCCCUCCCUGUGUAGUUUCCAGGCUGUCCUCAAACCGGUGACAAUCCUCUCGGCCCUGCCUUCUGGGUACUAUAACGAGGCUCUGUCAGGUUAGGUUUGUAUUUGGGUCUUUUGUCGCUGGUCUUUGUUUUUAGUCCAUUUGCUUUUGGAGACCUUCUCACUUAUAGCCUGGGCUGGCAUGGAAUUUGUGGCCAUCCUGCCUCAGCCUCCCGAUGCUGGGGGUCCAGGGACACCGCGUGGGCAGCUGUGUCACCUUGUAUUAUUACUUCCGGUUUUGGUUUGGGGUGCUAUGUAGGACACCCCCAGGCUCAGUUCCCUCUCCAAACGAGCAAAGAGAGCCGAUGAGGCUUCAUCAGGGCUUUCGACACUAGAGGGAUUUGGAUUGUUCUGCUCUGUCCCUCUCUCGGGGUCUCCUCACUCCUGCUCACCGUCCCUCUGUGACUUCAUUCUUUGUCUCUGGUUCCAUUUGCUGCUUUGUGACUUCAUCAGAGGGGCAGUUUAGCUCAUGAGAGUCGGAGGGCUCCCGCGCGCCUGGUUUGUUCAGACUCAGCUUUGGAGAUGGCUCUGGAACUGAGCUCUCUGUACCUCAUCCUUGGAAGCAAAGUGGAGAUCCACUUCCGGUUGGCUUCUACCCGGGGCAGGUGAUGUGCAGUUGGCUUCUGGAGCAGCUUCAGAGAGGCCAAGGGUGUAUCUACUGCCCUUUCUAGAGUUCCUUUAAUGGUUAGAGUCUAACCCAUGGCGGUCUCCCCACCUUCCCAGGCCAAGCAAAACAAAGUCCCAUCAGCCUUAGAACUGCCCCAGAGGCUGGCACCAAGCCUAGAGCAAAAACCGGAGUCUCUAGGAGAGGAACAUUCAUGCAUACUGAGAGCCACAGCGGCAGCUCAGACCCUAGCCAGUAUCAUCCGGCCGUGCUAUGGCCCCUACGGCCGGCAGAAGUUCCUGGUGACGGCGAAGGGGCAAACGGUUUGCACAGGUCAUGCCGCUGUCAUCCUCAGGGCUCUGAAACUGGAGCACCCAGCUGCCCAGUUUGUCCGAGAAGCAGCCCAAACGCAGGCAGAGAACACUGGGGAUGGCACAGCCUUUGUAGUCCUCCUGACAGAAGCCUUGCUGGAGCAGGCCCAGCACCUUUUGUGGGCUGGCUUAGCUCGAACCCAGCUCCGGGAGGCCUUGGCCACGGCCACAGCAGAAGUCCUGACAGCUCUGCCUUCCCUGGCCAUCCGCUCUCUAGGGCCUUUGGAAGACCCAUCCUGGGCCCUCUACUCGGUGAUGAACACCCACGCCCUCUCCCACACCGAGUAUUUAACCAAGCUCGUGGCUCAAGCGUGCUGGGUUAACAGGGAACCAAACGGCAGCUUCAAGCCUGAGCGCAUUGGCGUGUGCAUGCUGCAGGGGGGCACGCUGAAUGACUCCCGAAUUCUCACGGGCUUAGCAAUAUCUGGGAAGCCCUGUGGACAAAAGACCGAGGUGCUAGCCAAUGCUAGGGUGGCGCUGUUUAUUUGCCCCUUUGGUCCUACGAAUCCAUUCGCCCUGGCCACACCCCGUCUCUCCAGCUCUGAAGAACUACUAAGAUUUCGGAAAGAAAAUGAACAAGUGGGAAACCAAAUAACCGAGCUGGCUGCCAUGGACAUUAAUGUGGCCGUGGUGUGGGGGGAAGUUAAUGAGAAUUUGGUGCUCCAGGCUGACAGUUGCGGCAUCAUGGUGAUUCAAGCCAAGUCCCGCAAGGAGAUGGUCUACCUGAGUGAGUCGAUGGGUACUCCUCUGCUCACGCGGCUGCUUCCUCCCCUGGAGCAGGGGAAAUGCCAGAAGGUUUACAAGCGGAAGUUUGGAGACGGCGGCGUGGCAAUGAUGUUUGAGUGGGAAGGUGAGAAGUCACCCUUUUUCACGGUGCUCCUGAGGGGGCCGACCAUGCAGGGACUUCAGGCUGCAGAGCAGGCCGUCUACUGUGGCAUCGAUGCGUUUUCCCAGUUGUGUCAAGAUCCCAGAGUGCUGCCAGGAGCUGGUGCGACAGAAAUGGCUCUAGCCAAAAUGCUGGUGGACAAAGGGAGCCGACUGGCAGGCCCCGACGGUCUGGCCUUCCUAGCGUUUGCCCAAGCCCUGAGUUCCCUGCCUAAAACCUUGGCAGAGAAUGCAGGCUUGGCUGCCCAAUGUGUGAUGGCCGAAAUGAGUGGAAUUCACCAAGUUGGGAAUUUCCUCGUUGGAGUGGGAAUAGACGGGGUAAUAAAUGUAGCCCACGAAGGGGUAUGGGACAUACUCAGGCCCAAAGCCCAAGGCCUACAAGCCGUGGCUGAGCUGGUGCAGCAGCUGGUGACUGUCGAUGAGAUCAUAGUGGCCAAGAAGACGCCUGUCUAUCAGCAGAUUACAAAACCUACCUCGAAGGUAAAGGGAUCCUCACCCCUGAAAGAGAAAUUUUUUGGAAAGUACGUAUAGCAACAUGCUAAAUAAAGUAAAGAUUGUCCGGAUUGAACAGUAACCCCCAAA
This is a messenger RNA of Peromyscus maniculatus bairdii (prairie deer mouse), 2577 nucleotides long. RefSeq names its product chaperonin containing TCP1 subunit 8 like 2 (gene Cct8l2). The record is from RefSeq and is a predicted model, not a curated record. Gene Ontology annotation, molecular function: ATP-dependent protein folding chaperone; ATP binding. NCBI's taxonomy places the organism in Eukaryota, Metazoa, Chordata, Mammalia, Rodentia, Cricetidae.